GCACUUGGGAAGGGGAAUCUGAGCAUAUCCAGACACAAGGGAAGGGAAAUCUGAGCACCUGGGAAGGAGAACAUGGACACAUGGGAAGGAGAAUCUAGACACACGGGAAGGGGAAGACAGGCACUCGGGAAGGGGGAAUCUAGACACACGGGAAAGGGAAUCCGAGCGUAUGGCACGGGAAGGGGAAUCGGAGCACAUGGGAAGGAGAACGUGAGCACAUGGGAGAGGGGAUCUAGGCACUCGGGGAAGGAGAACAUGGCCACCCGGGGAAAAGGAAUCCAGACACUCCAGAAGGGGGACACAAGCACACGGGAAGGGGAGGGAAUCCAAGCACAGGGGCCGGGGGACCCGGUCAGCCAGGAAGGGGAAGGCGAGCACUGUGGAAGAAGAAGUCGGCGGAGAGCACCAGGUGGAGGAAGCUGAGGCAGGCCGUGGCCCAGGGCGGGGCCGGCGGGCUCUGUGAUGGGUUAGGCCCCGCCUCGUACCCCCCCGCACCCCGGUCCUCCCCUUCCAGCUCAGCCCAACCCGGUAGGGCGGGAGACAGGCUUGCCAUCGUCACCGCAUCCUAAAGGGGGGUGCGAAGGCCCCUUCCGCCACGGCCCCCUCUGCCCCCUGCCCGCAGCCCCCCACCCGCCCCGCCCGGCCCCUCCUCAGGGCCGUCUUCUCCGCAACUCCCCGGGGUGAGAGAACCUUCUCCCCCGCAUCCUCCUGCUCGGCAUGACGGUCAAGCUGGACUUCGAGGAGUGUCUCAAGGACUCGCCCCGUUUCCGGGCCUCCAUCGAGUUGGUGGAAGGCGAAGUGUCUGAUCUGGAGAUCCGUUUGGAGAAGCUCCUCAAGCUCGGCUCGGGGUUGGUGGAGAGCGGCCGUCACUACUGCAACGCCGGCAGAGCCUUCGUGGGAGGGGUCCGGGAGCUGGGACGGCUGGGGCCGCCGGAGCCCAUGCUGUCUGAAUGCCUGGAUAAAUUCACCGGCAGCCUCAGCCAGAUGAUUGACAGCCACCUGGAACUCCUGGAAAACACGCAGCAGGCCCUAAAGCAGCAGAUCCACAACCUGGUGAAGGAGGAGGUGCGGCGCUUCCGCGAGGCCCGCAGGGAGUUCGAGCGGGCCAGCGAGGGGCUGGACACGGCCGUCACCCACCACGCCGAGGUGCCCCGGCGCCGCCCGCACGAGGCCGACGAGGCCGCCGUGGCCCUGCGCUCCGCCCGCCACACCUUCCGCCAGCGCGCGCUGGACUACGUGCUCCAGAUCAAUGUGAUCCAGGACAAGAGGAAGUUUGACGUCCUGGAGUUUAUGCUGAACUUGCUGGAGCACCAGGCUACCCACUACCAGCAGGGCCAUGAAGGACUGGGACAGCUGCAGGAAUACCGCAGAGACCUGGCUUCUCAGCUGCACCAGAUGGUUCUGGAAUCCGCCCGGGAGAAGCGGGACCUGGAGCAGAGACAUGUGCUGCUGAAGCAGAAAGACAUGGGAGAGGAAGAGCCGGAGGCCGGGCUCCGAGAGGGUCCUGCCGGCCCCAUCAUGGAAGGACACCUCUUCAAACGGGCCAGCAACGCCUUCAAGACCUGGAGCCGACGCUGGUUCAGCAUCCAGAGAAACCAGUUAGUGUAUCAGAAGAAGUACAAGGACCCCGUGACGGUGGUGGUGGAAGAUCUCCGACUGUGCACCGUGAAACUCUGCCCCGAAUCCGAAAGAAGGUUUUGCUUUGAAGUUGUCUCCCCAAACAAAUCCUGCUUCCUGCAGGCGGAUUCGGAGCGUCUCCUGCAGCUGUGGGUGGUGGCCGUGCAGAACAGCAUUGCCUCAGCUUUCAACCAGCUGCCCCCGGAGUCCCAGGAGCAGGGUGCGUCGGGCCCAUCGACUCCCCUGUCGACUUCGGCCACGCUGGGCUGCGGGCGAGCGAGCAGUCAGAGCGGCUCGGACCAGAAGGUGAUGGACCAGGUGCUGCGGCUGGACGGGAACGCCCAGUGCUGUGACUGCCGGGAGCCCGCCCCUGAGUGGGCCAGCAUCAACCUGGGCAUCACCCUCUGCAUUGAGUGCUCCGGCAUCCACAGGAGUCUGGGGGUGCAUUUCUCCAAAGUGCGGUCACUGACGCUGGAUUCUUGGGAGCCGGAGCUGGUGAAGCUGAUGUGUGAACUGGGUAACGCUGCCAUCAACCGAAUUUACGAGGCUCGGGUGGAAGAUAUGACCGUCAAAAAGCCCGGGCCCACCUGUUCCCGGCAAGAGAAAGAGGCCUGGAUCCGUGCCAAGUAUGUGGAGAAGAAAUUUCUGACCAAGCUGCCAGAGGUUGAGGGCCGCUGGAGGUCGGCGGGCCGGGGCGGGGAGCGGACUUCUGGCCGUCCCCCCCGGGGUCGACCUCCCCCGCCCCCAAAGCCCCUCCUCCCUCCACGCCCGGGGAGCCGGGUGCUCAGGACCGGCUCCGCUCAGGAGGAAUUGAGCUCCCUGCACCCCGGGGCUCUUCUGUUCCAGGCGGCCGGCGCCCCCCCAUCCCUCCCCACCAUGGCCGACGCGCUGGCCCACGGCGCCGACGUCAACUGGGUCAACGCGGCCCAGGCCAACGCGACCCCCCUGAUCCAGGCCACGGAGGCGAAUUCCCUGCUGGCCUGCGAGUUCCUUCUCCAGAACGGAGCGAACGUCAACCAGACGGACAGCGCCGGGCGAGGCCCCCUCCACCACGCCACCAUCCGGGGCUUCACGGGAUUGGCCUGCCUGUUCCUGAAGCGAGGGGCGGGGCUGGGGGUCCAGGACGCGGACGGGAAAGACCCCCUGACCAUCGCCAUGGAGGCGGCCAACGCUGACAUCGUCACCCUCCUGCGCCUGGCCAAGAUGAGAGAAGCUGACGUGGCCCUGGGCCAGGCGGGAGACGAGACGUACCUGGACAUCUUCCGAGACUUCUCCCUCAUGGCCUCCGACGAUCCCGACAAACUGAGCCGCCGCAGCCAAGACCUCAACACCCUCUGAACCCCGACAUCCCCCUCUUCAGUUUGUUUAUUCCCCUGCCUCCCCAACUCCCCCCUUGCCCCCCCGUCGAGCCCCCCCACCCUGAAUAAAAUCUGUU
Messenger RNA from Ornithorhynchus anatinus (platypus), 3052 nucleotides. RefSeq names its product ArfGAP with coiled-coil, ankyrin repeat and PH domains 1 (gene ACAP1). Gene Ontology annotation, molecular function: protein binding; GTPase activator activity. The record is from RefSeq and is a predicted model, not a curated record. The transcript is spliced from 21 exons. Lineage: Eukaryota; Metazoa; Chordata; Mammalia; Monotremata; Ornithorhynchidae. Gene Ontology annotation, cellular component: cytoplasm. Bases 718 to 2955 code for a protein of 745 amino acids.